Molecule: messenger RNA, 246 nt
Organism: Iphiclides podalirius (scarce swallowtail)
Lineage: Eukaryota; Metazoa; Arthropoda; Insecta; Lepidoptera; Papilionidae
Source: the annotation of a GenBank genome assembly
AUGGACGUAUCCGCGAUAGCAACUGCUAUUAGCAAAAUGAACAAUCAAAUUGAAAACCCCGCUAACUCGCAGCGGGCCGAAACGCGAAAAGCUCACAUAAUGCGGGGAGGCGAGUCAGACUCGCCCCAGCAGGAGGAACUGCAGCAGCUACCGCUACGGGCAAUCAAUAGGCAAUUAGCGACCGCGGGCGGUGGCCGCCGAGUGUUCUUGAGGGCGCGCGUGCCGCCGCCCGCCCUACGCACGCAC